AUGAGUAACAGCGAGUGGAACGAUGCUGAGGCAAAUGUCCUCCCUGAGAAGAUUGAGAAGAUGGAGAUGAAAGGCGAGCUGCCAAAAGAUACUAAGAGAAAACGAAUUGUGAGCAUGGAACUGACAAUUUGCUUGCAGANNGAAAAGCUCAUGAAGUUCGACGUAAAACGACGAGAGUACGACAUCAUCGUCAUUGGAGAAGAAUCACAUCUUGCGUACAACAGAGUUGGCUUGACCAGCUUCUUCCAACACCGACAAGUCGAGAACCUGUAUCUUAAUCCGAAAGAGUGGUACUCAUCAAUGCCCGAGGGCUCAUUGAACUACCACCUCAACACCAAAGUCACAUCGAUCAACCCCGAAGAGAAGAAAGUGGAAACAUCACAAGGCACGACAGUUCCGUACGACAUUCUAGUCCUCGCGACUGGCUCCGAUGCAGUGCUACCUCGCCACACUCCUGGACACGAUGCCAAAGGUGUAUUCGUAUACCGCACUAUUGAGGAUUUGGAAAAGCUCAUUACAUACUCGGCCACGAAGAAUGGAUCCGUCGGCGCUGUAGUUGGUGGUGGUCUACUCGGUCUCGAAGCCGCAAAGGCCAUGAUGGACCUCGAGGAGUUUAGCAAAGUUAAGCUCAUCGAGAGAAACCGCUGGGUCCUUAGCAGGCAGCUUGAUGGUGACGCCGGUGGUAUGGUUGUCGAGCAAGUCCGAGCUUUGGGCUUGGAUGUACUUCUCAGCAAAAGAGUCGGCAAGAUCAACGUCGAUGAUGACAACAGUGUCACUGGCGUGACUUUCGAGGACGGUGAGCAAAUGGACUGCACCUGUAUCUGCUUUGCCAUCGGCAUCAAGGCUCGCGACGAGCUUGCUCGGGCAGCUGGCAUUAAAUGCGCAGACAGAGGUGGCGGCAUUGUUAUCAAGAACGAUCUUUCGACCUCAGCACCGGAUAUCUACGCCAUCGGAGAAUGUGCCAGCUGGGAAAACCAGACAUUCGGUUUGAUUGCGCCUGGUGUUGAGAUGGCCGACGUCCUUGCCUUCAACCUCACGCAAGCCAAGGCUCAUGCGCCUCGACAAUUCAAGCGACCAGACCUCAGCACCAAGCUGAAGUUGCUAGGAGUCGAAGUUGCCAGUUUUGGUGACUUCUUCGCGGACCGAGAUGGCCCACAAAUGCUCCNNCCUGCCAGACGUGGUGCUGGAAAGAAGGAAGGUGCCACCGACCAGAAAGACCAAGUCAAAAAACUCACUGACGGCCCUGCACCGCCUCCUGUCAAAGCUCUCACAUACAAAGAUCCAUUCAACCAAGUCUACAAGAAAUACCUUUUCACAACAGACGGCAAGUACCUGCUCGGAGGUAUGAUGAUUGGAGACACAAAGGACUAUGUCAAGCUGGUCCCUAUGGUCAAGAACCAGAAGCCCCUUGAGGUUCCUCCCAGCGAGUUCAUCAUUGGUGCAAGCAAGGGUGAUGACGAUGCUGAUGACCUUGCCGAUGACACUCAGAUCUGCUCGUGCCACAACGUGCUGAAGGGAGAUGUCACCAGGGCAGUCAAAGAUGGAACCUGCAAGUCGAUUGGUGAUGUCAAAGCAUGCACCAAGGCUGGUUCUGGGUGCGGUGGCUGUAUGCCUCUAGUUCAGACCAUCUUCAACAAGACCAUGGCUGCUAUGGGCAACGAAGUCAAGAACCACCUUUGCCCACACUUCGACUACUCGCGUGCUGAUCUCUUCAACAUUAUCUACGUCAAACAGCUCAAGACCUUUGAAGAGAUUAUGAAGCAGUGUGGAAAAGAUCCCGAGUCUUUGGGUUGCGAAGCUUGCAAGCCAACCAUCGGAUCCAUCACUGCUUCUCUCUUUAACAGGCACAUUCUCGAGAAGGAUAAUCGUGGUCUUCAAGACACCAAUGACCGCUUCUUGGCCAACAUCCAGCGCAACGGCACAUUCUCUGUCAUUCCUCGUGUGUCAGGAGGUGAGAUCACUGCUGACAAGCUCAUCAUCAUUGGUACCGUCGCCAAGAAGUACAACUUGUACUGUAAGAUCACUGGUGGUCAACGCAUCGACAUGUUUGGUGCUCGCAAGCAGGAUCUUCCAGCGAUCUGGCAAGAGCUCAUCGAUGGUGGCAUGGAGUCGGGACACGCCUACGCCAAGUCGCUGCGCACUGUCAAGUCUUGUGUCGGAACUACAUGGUGUCGCUUUGGUAUUGGUGACUCCGUCGGCAUGGCUGUCCGCCUUGAGGAGCGCUACAAGUCCAUCCGUGGACCUCACAAGAUCAAGGGUGGUGUUAGUGGUUGUGUUCGCGAAUGUGCUGAGGCACAGAACAAGGACUUUGGUCUCAUCGCUACCGAGAAAGGCUUCAACAUCUUCGUCGGUGGCAACGGUGGUGCUAAGCCUAGACACAGCGAGCUUUUGGCCAAGGACGUUCCUCCGGACGAUGUUAUUCCUAUCCUUGAUCGCUACCUUUCGUUCUACAUUCGAACCGCCGACAAACUGCAGAGAACAGCUCGUUGGAUCGAGAACCUCCCUGGAGGUAUCAAGUACUUGCAGGAAGUCAUCCUCGAAGACAAGCUAGGUAUCGCUGCGGACCUUGAACAGCAGAUGGAGCAGCUCGUAGGCUCGUUCUUCUGCGAGUGGACCGAAGUGCUCAAGAAUCCUGAACGUAUGAAGCACUUCACCCAGUUUGCCAACACUGAUGAGGCAGUGCAGACUGUCGAGGAAGUCAAGGAGCGCGACCAACAGCGACCGACGUACUGGCCCAAAGACUCCAUCACUACUGAUUUCCGUGGUACGAAGUGGACCGAUUUGUCGUGGCAACCUCUCGCACGCUCAGACCAGUUCGAGGAUACUGCGACUGGUAGCUCAUUGGCUGUCAAGCGUGGCGACACUCAAUUGGCCAUCUUCAAGGUCAAGGGCCAAUACUACGCCACACAGCAGAUGUGUCCUCACAAGCGUGCAUUCGUGCUCAGUGACGGUCUCAUUGGUGAUGACAUGAAGACGAACAAACUAUGGAUCAGCUGUCCUUACCACAAGCGCAACUACGAGCUCAAGGGUGACGACGCUGGCAAGUGCGGCAACGACGAGAGCGUCAACAUUGCCACCUUCCCCGUUGAGGCUCGUGAGGACGGAAAUGUCUACGUCAAGCUACCGCCCGUCGAGGAGCUCGACUCGGUUCUCGGAACUAGUAACUUCAUUGUCAAGAAAGACAAUGAGGAGAAGCCUUUCGAGAAGCUGGACAAGAAGAUUCUCAAGGGCCAGAAGGGCAAGUUUGUCAGCCACUUGGAGAACGGCAUGGGCACGAAAGCGAAAGCAAAUGCUAUCCUUGCUGGUGGCGAGAGAAGUGGUGGUAUGGACUGGUAG
Aureobasidium musti is the source of this 3336-nucleotide messenger RNA. The record is from the annotation of a GenBank genome assembly. NCBI's taxonomy places the organism in Eukaryota, Fungi, Ascomycota, Dothideomycetes, Dothideales, Saccotheciaceae.